Castor canadensis (American beaver) is the source of this 1109-nucleotide messenger RNA. RefSeq names its product lymphocyte antigen 86 (gene Ly86). Gene Ontology annotation, biological process: positive regulation of lipopolysaccharide-mediated signaling pathway; innate immune response. The record is from RefSeq and is a predicted model, not a curated record. NCBI's taxonomy places the organism in Eukaryota, Metazoa, Chordata, Mammalia, Rodentia, Castoridae.
CUCAGAGGCCUUUUCAUUUGGGCCUGUUGUUUUCCUGUUGGUCACACACAGGCCUUUACCAUGAGCAAUGUCAUGACCACCCUCCUCGUCUGGGCUCUGAUUGCUCCCAGCAGUGGCGGCCAUGGUGGAGGGGACGCUUGGCCCACACACAUGGCCUGCAGCAAUGAGGGCUUGGAGGUGCUCUACCAGAGUUGCGAUCCAUUGCAGGAUUUUGGCUUUUCUAUUGACCAGUGUUCCAAACAAUUAAAAUCAGAUCUCAACAUUAGAUUUGGCAUCAUUCUGAGACAAGACAUCAAAGAGCUGUUUCUUGACAUAGCUCUGGUUUCUGAUGGUUCGUCUAUUUUGAAUUUCUCCUAUCCCAUCUGUGAGGAGGACUUCCCCAAGUUUUCCUUCUGUGGAAGAAGGAAAGGAGAGCAGAUUUACUUUGCUGGCCCUAUCAAUAAUCCUGGACUUGAUAUUCCUGUGGGAAAAUACCAUGUUUUACUGGAACUGUAUGAUGAAAACCGUUCCAUGGUGGCAUGUGCCAAUGCUACUGUCAUCUGCUCCUGACCAUGGUCUCCAGCACAAAGUACACCGUGUUCAGUGUCCAAGGCCUCCAGACUCUGUGAGAAGAGCCAGAGGUGAUAGAGAGAGGCUCUGUGAAAACCUUCCUCCAAGAAUGCAGCUGCCAAUGUCAGCUUGAGUCAGAUGCCCCCAGACUCCAUGGAUGUAACAACACCCUGAAAUGAUCACUUCUCGGGACGCUCUAGGUAGUCACUAAGCAGUGUGGAGGGCUGUUCCUUCUCUAAGUAGUCACUCAUAUUGACUCGCCUCCUUCUCAGCAGCUCAGGAGUAUUUCCUCACAGUUACCUGGAAUAAAGAAAGCUGGCCCACAGUUGUUCAUCAUGGCUUUUCAAUGGUGUAGUCAGAAUCAUUUCCUCCAGGCAUGGGUGUCAGAGCUGGUACAGCAGAAGCAGUUCUAAGACAUUUAAGAGGGUGAUAUCCUAUCUAAAGUGACAGUGCUGGGACAACGUGUCAUUACUUCUCCUGAGCAGAGCCCAGGCCCUUGGACUGUGAAGGCUAAGAAGCUGAUAAAACCUCAGCAAGACAGACCUCAUCAUCUCACUUGU